This is a messenger RNA of Chroicocephalus ridibundus (black-headed gull), 2230 nucleotides long. RefSeq names its product coiled-coil domain containing 92 (gene CCDC92). The transcript has 6 exons. Lineage: Eukaryota; Metazoa; Chordata; Aves; Charadriiformes; Laridae. Gene Ontology annotation, cellular component: centriole. The coding region runs from base 526 to 1473 and encodes 315 amino acids. The record is from RefSeq and is a predicted model, not a curated record.
CGGGCCGGGCUGCCGCAGCCGCACCUGCGCCUGCGCCACCGCCCCCGGGCCCGCCGUCCCCCCCCCGCUUUGGUCCCCCCCCGCGGCCGGUAAGUGCCGGCCCCGCGGGGCGACCCGCGGCUCCUUCGGGCUGGUGGCGAGCAAGGGGCGAUGAGCGCCGGCAGCGCCUGACCCGGCGAGGGGUGGGCGGCACGCUGCGGCUGUGGGGGCCUGCGGCGGGAGGGAGCCGCCUCGGCAGCGCCGCGGAGGGCUGAGCAGAAACAUCGUGUGAUGUUGGUGAUCCUGAGAAGUGAGAAGUGUUGCGUGUUUAAGGGUGGAUGCAGUGUACCAUCCGCGUACAGCUUGUGUAACUGACGGGUUCAGCGCUGUCGGUGUUCAGUGCCAGUCUCGCUGCGAAAGAGAAGCAUCGUGGAUGUGAGCAUCCAGGAGGGUCACAGCCAGGACGUCUGCUUCUCUCCCAGGCUCUGUCUCUAUACAAAAUACCCGUGGUGUCUCCGGGCUCUUUAAGGGUGACUGCGCCUCAGGAUGGCAACAUCAAACCUGGAGAACCAGCUACAGAGUGCCCAGAAGAAUCUCUUGUUUCUCCAGCGAGAACAUGCCAACACGCUGAAAGGCCUGCACGCGGAGAUCCGACGCCUGCAGCAGCACUGCACAGAUUUAACCUAUGAGCUGACUGUAAAGAGUUCAGACUUGUCAGGAAAUGGUAGUUCAAGAAGUGAUGAACUCAAAAGGAAGUGUGAAGAUCUUGAAGCUCAGCUGAAAGCCAAAGAGGCUGAAAAUAAUGAAUUAUUGAAAGAACUUGAACAAAAGAAUGCGAUGAUAAUGGUGCUGGAAAACACUAUUAAAGAAAGAGAAAAGAAGUAUUUGGAAGAGUUAAAAAUGAAAAGCCAUAAGCUCAAUAUGUUGUCAAGUGAACUAGAGCAGAGAGCGAGCACUAUUGCUUAUUUAACUUCUCAACUGCACGCUACUAAGAAGAAGCUGAUGAGCUCAAGCGGGACUUCAGAGGGGACCCCUUCUGGCAGUCCCGUGUUGUCCAACUAUAAGCCGUCCCCUCCCAAAGAUAAACUGCCGGAGACUCCACGACGCAGGAUGAAGAAGAGUCUGUCGACACCACUCAACCCCGAGUUUGAAGAGGCCUACAGAAUAGGAUCGGAGAGCCGGAAGCUGCUGUUAAGAGAGCCUGUGGAUGCCAUGCCUGAUCCCACUCCGUUUCUGUUGGCCAGGGAAACGGCAGAGGUACAUCUUAUUAAGGAGAGGCCGUUAGUUAUCCCACCUAUUGCUUCAGAUCGUGCAUCUGGCGAAUCGCACAGCCCGGCCCGAGAGAAGCCACACAAGGCACACAUUGGGGUGGCGCAUCGCAUCCACCACGUCGCGCCAUCCCAGCCGCAGCCGGAGGUUGAAACGCUGGCAGUGGAUCAGGUCCAUGGAAGCAAAGUGGUCAGAAAGCACUCAGGGACAGACAGAACUGUUUGAGUAAAAUCACUGAAAUGCUCUACUCUGUUGCUGUUUAUGCACUGUGAUCCUGUAGGAUAAAUAGCACCUGCAGUAAAGUUUCUUUUGAUGCCCCAUGCAUGCCAAACUUCUUCCAGAUACAUCAUUCUAGAUUAUGCUCCUCUAAUGAAACCUAAUACGACUGUGUUCAUAUGGCGAGGUAUAUAACUACUAAAUGCUGUGGCCAAAUCAGGGGUACCUGACUGCUUGCUUCUGAGCACUGCUCCAUUUAUUGUAACUACACGUGUGGACAAAGGCACAGGCUGCAGGCUGCGUUAUUAAUAUUAGUGAAAACAAACUUAACUCUACACCUGCAGCAAUAUGUAGUGGCUGUUAAUGUUUGAACUACCAGUGGUUCUUUUGUCUUCACUGUGUAUGUAAGGAUCCGUACACAAACACUAACCUCCCUGACAAAGCCUUUCUCACAGUAGCAUUGAAAAUGACGCAGAUGUACGUACACUGUAAAACGAACUAAGGCCAUCUUUUCCUUCACGUGACGCUCUCGAUUGCAAAUCGUGUUCAUAGUUUCUCUUUCUCAAAAUCCCGAGAGUCCCAGCAAGCAUUACUUGAUUAAUGUUAAAUACUUUGGUUUGUGGCUUUAAGCGGAAAAAAAAAAAAGGGGAGGGGGGAAUAAAGCACUCUCUUAAAAGGUUAAUGAUCCUCAUAGAAAGAGUAUAAACACUGGAUUGUUUACGGUUGCUUUUUUUUUUUUUAAAUUGAAUGGCUCCAUUCCACAUUU